Messenger RNA from Phialemonium atrogriseum, 1697 nucleotides. Its product is annotated as pyridoxal phosphate-dependent transferase. The transcript is spliced from 4 exons. Gene Ontology annotation, molecular function: L-allo-threonine aldolase activity. Gene Ontology annotation, cellular component: cytosol. NCBI's taxonomy places the organism in Eukaryota, Fungi, Ascomycota, Sordariomycetes, Cephalothecales, Cephalothecaceae. The record is from RefSeq and is a predicted model, not a curated record. The coding region runs from base 224 to 1405 and encodes 393 amino acids. Gene Ontology annotation, biological process: glycine biosynthetic process; L-threonine catabolic process.
AUUUAACCUAGGUAAGUAUAGAUAGCAUGUAAGGUAACUUACUGUUCUUAACUACCUAUCUACAUAGUUGGAUUAUUCAGAAAGGUGAUACCAAAACGUACCAAAAAGUCAUACCCCGCUGCAGGUUCCCAUAUCUAGGAGCCGGAGACGAUUUUGCAACUUCACCAGCCGCCGCUUUCACGCUUCCCCAAGCAGGCCCAUCACGACUUCUUCUGCCUCGACAAUGGAGUACACAGAGACGCAGCGAGACGGCGCCCGGCACAAUGCCUGGAUUGGACACGCCGGAGCCGCCGGCCACGAUCUGAGAAGUGACACCAUGACCACUCCAACGGCGUCCAUGCUCGCGGCGAUUCAGUCGUGUACUUUACUAGACGACGUCUUCCAGGAGGAUCAGACGACGGCGGACCUGGAGGCCCACUGCGCCAGCCUUGCGGGGAAGGAAGCCGGUCUGUUUGUCUUGUCUGGGACCAUGGGGAACCAGCUGGCACUGAGAUCCCUCUUGACCCAACCUCCUCACGGAGUACUGUGUGACUCGAGGUCUCACAUUGUCAAUUACGAGGCGGGAGGCGUAUCGUCCCUCACCGGGGCCAUGGUCACACCUGUCGUCCCGAGCAACGGCAUCUACCUAACCCUCGAGGACGUCAAGGCGAAAGCCCGCCUCGACUCGGACGUCCACACCUGCCCCACGCGCGUCAUCAGCCUGGAGAACACCCUCAACGGCAUGGUCAUGCCGCUGGAGGAGGCCCGGCGGAUCUCGGCGUUCGCGAGGGAGCACGGCGUCCGGAUGCACUGCGACGGGGCGCGCCUAUGGGAGGCCGCCGCGGCCGGGGCCGGCAGCCUCGCCGACUUCGCCGCGUGCUUCGACACCGUCAGCCUGUGCUUCUCCAAGGGCCUUGGGGCUCCCGUGGGGAGCGUCCUGGUCGGCCCUGCGGACGUGCUCCGCCACGCCCGCUGGGUUAGGAAGUCCAUCGGCGGGGGCUUGCGGCAGUCGGGCGUCGUCACCGCCGCGGCCAGGGUCGCCGUCGACGAGACCUUUGGGCGCGGGCCGACGGGGGAGGGGGGCCUGCUGAGGGAGUCUCACGGGCUAGCCAAGGAGGUCGCGGAGAUGUGGACGGACCUGGGGGGGAAGCUGCUCCACCCGGUGCACACCAAUAUGGUGUGGAUAGACCUGGACGAUGCCGGAUGCUCGUCUGACAGGGUUGCGGAGCUGGGGAAGGAAGUUGGCUUGAAGCUCUUCGGGAAUCGGCUGGUGAUCCAUUACCAGAUCUACCAGAACCGAGAAUACGUGAUCCCGCGGCUGGAACAGGUUUUCAAGACGAUAUUGGAGGAAAAGGCUAAAAAUGGUGGUGCUAAGGGUGCCAACACCACAACUCAAGGGCCAGCCUCGCAGUACAGCACCCGGUGAGCACUGUGCAGUCAAUUGAAAUCGAGCCGAAUAUUACAUGUCCAGGGUCCAGACAGGGCUCUAUCCUAGGGAGGUGACCGGGCAUCUAAAGACGUGCAGGUCAGACUUGCAGUUGGGCUGUGAAUUAAUCUAGCGAGCCAGUGCCGAUUGACAAUUCGACCGAUGUAGCAUCCGAGACGGACCGAUCACUUCGGUCUCAUUCCCCUUAUACACGUACGUAAACAUCGUGCAGAUAUCUGCAUCUACAAAAUGCCCUCAAAUUUUCAAGAUGCCUUCUCAAUCUCAGCUAGGC